Etheostoma cragini (Arkansas darter) is the source of this 1494-nucleotide messenger RNA. It is a transcript of the gene mapk3, whose product is annotated as mitogen-activated protein kinase 3. The record is from RefSeq and is a predicted model, not a curated record. The transcript has 9 exons. Gene Ontology annotation, cellular component: nucleus; cytoplasm. Gene Ontology annotation, biological process: intracellular signal transduction; protein phosphorylation. Gene Ontology annotation, molecular function: MAP kinase activity; ATP binding. Lineage: Eukaryota; Metazoa; Chordata; Actinopteri; Perciformes; Percidae. The coding region runs from base 216 to 1385 and encodes 389 amino acids.
GCAUUUACGCUCGGCGCUGAGACCAAAUCCGUGCUCGCGCACGAAAUCCAUUUACACUCCAGUAGUAGAAGAGGGCCCUGAUCUAGUCGCUCUGCUCCGUACAUUAAACAAUCCGUUCGGUUAAAGCGCCGCACAAACGGUAAAAACGUACUGAAAACGGCGGUGGUCCCUCGGCGAAUCACACUGACAGAGCAGGAGCGGUUUGGAGAGGAAGAAUGGCGGAUUCGAGCAGCACCGCAGCGGUCGGGGCCGCAGGCUCCAACAGCGCUGCUGCUGCCGGGGCGGCUGGCACGGUGGCGCAGGAUGGAGCGCCCGCAGCUGCGGGACCCAAGGCCGAGUCUGUUAAGGGCCAGAUUUUUGAUGUGGGCCCCCGCUACACGAACCUUUCUUACAUCGGGGAGGGGGCGUACGGAAUGGUUUGCUCUGCAAUGGACAACGUGACAAGCCAGCGUGUAGCCAUCAAGAAAAUCAGCCCAUUUGAGCACCAGACGUACUGCCAGCGCACACUGAGGGAAAUCAAGAUCCUGCUGCGUUUCCACCAUGAGAAUAUCAUCGGCAUCAACGACAUUCUCAGGGCACGACACCUUGACAACAUGAGGGAUGUCUACAUAGUGCAGACUCUGAUGGAGACGGACCUGUACAAGCUGCUGAAGACCCAGAGGCUGAGCAACGACCACGUUUGCUAUUUCCUCUACCAGAUCCUGCGAGGCCUCAAGUACAUUCACUCAGCCAACGUGUUGCACCGUGACCUCAAGCCCUCCAACCUGCUCAUCAACACCACCUGCGACCUCAAGAUCUGUGACUUUGGCCUGGCGCGGAUAGCCGACCCCGAGCACGACCACACAGGUUUCUUGACCGAGUACGUGGCCACGCGUUGGUACAGGGCUCCAGAAAUCAUGCUCAAUUCAAAGGGCUACUCCAAGUCCAUUGACAUCUGGUCAGUUGGCUGCAUCCUGGCUGAGAUGUUGUCCAACAGGCCCAUCUUCCCCGGGAAACACUACUUAGACCAGCUCAACCACAUACUGGGCGUCCUUGGCUCUCCUUCUCAAGAUGAUUUGAACUGCAUUAUCAACAUGAAGGCGAGGAACUACCUGCAGUCCCUGCCUCAUAAACCCAGGAUCCCCUGGGAGAGUCUCUACAAGGCGGACUCAAAAGCUCUGGACCUGCUGGGACGCAUGUUGACCUUUAACCCCGUGAAGCGCAUUAGCGUUGAGGAGGCCCUGGCUCAUCCUUACCUGGAGCAGUACUACGAUCCCACAGAUGAGCCAGUAGCAGAGGAGCCCUUCACUUUCUCCAUGGAACUGGAUGACCUUCCUAAGGAAAAGCUGAAGGAACUGAUCUACGAGGAAACUGCUCGUUUCCAGGAAACCUACCAGGGCUCCUGAGAUGCACAGCCCUAAAGAGUGACAAAGCCACACCAAGGCUUUGAACAAGAAGAUCCCAACAACAUGCUAAAACAAAAAGAAAAAUGCAUCUUCAAGAAACCAACAAAAA